Dracunculus medinensis (Guinea worm) is the source of this 2595-nucleotide messenger RNA. NCBI's taxonomy places the organism in Eukaryota, Metazoa, Nematoda, Chromadorea, Rhabditida, Dracunculidae. The record is from the annotation of a GenBank genome assembly.
AUGGAUCGAAAAAAGAAUAUUCGGAAUAUGUCGGUUAUCGCGCACGUUGAUCAUGAUCGUGAUGAUUUUAGAUUUCUCUGUGGAAAAUCUCGUGCUAUCAUAUUAAAUCUUCCACAACAUUUUUCAGGGAAAUCAACAUUAACCGAUUCAUUGGUAUCAAAAGCGGGUAUAAUAGCCGGUGCUAAGGCUGGAGAGACACGUUUCACUGACACCCGAAAGGAUGAACAAGAACGCUGCAUUACUAUUAAGUCGACUGGUAUAUCAUUGUUCUUUGAACUCGAAGCCAGAGAUUUAGAUUUUAUCAAACAGGAAAAUCAAGUGGAAAUUGAUGUAGUGAAUGGCGAGAAACAGAAAUUGAAAGGAUUCCUUAUAAAUCUUAUCGAUUCACCUGGCCAUGUAGAUUUUUCAAGUGAGGUUACUGCGGCGCUUCGCGUAACAGACGGUGCUUUAGUUGUUGUUGAUUGCGUAUCCGGAGUGUGUGUGCAAACUGAGACGGUAUUGCGGCAAGCCAUCGCUGAAAGGAUCAAGCCAGUUCUUUUCAUGAAUAAAAUGGAUCGUGCCUUAUUAGAGUUACAACUUGGUCAAGAAGAACUUUAUCAAACAUUUCAACGAAUAGUUGAAAAUAUUAAUGUAAUUAUUGCCACUUAUGGUGAUGAUGAUGGACCAAUGGGACCAAUCAUGGUUGAUCCAGCUAUUGGAAAUGUUGGAUUUGGUUCGGGACUUCAUGGAUGGGCUUUCACUUUAAAACAGUUUGCUGAAAUUUAUGCCGAGAAGUUCGGAGUUAAAGUGGAGAAAUUAAUGCGUAAUUUAUGGGGAGAUAGGUUUUUCAAUUUAAAGACAAAAAAAUGGUCUUCGACUCAGGAUCCUGACAGCAAGAGAGGUUUUGUACAAUUUGUACUUGAUCCAAUUUUCAAAGUAUUUGAUGCGGUCAUGAAUGUCAAGAAAGAUGAGACAGCGAAGUUGAUCGAGAAAUUGGAUAUUAAAUUAUCCAAUGAAGAAAAGAGUUUAGAGGGAAAACCUUUAAUGAAAGUUAUGAUGCGUAAAUGGUUGCCAGCGGGAGACACCAUGCUUCAAAUGAUCUGUAUUCAUUUACCGUCUCCAGUGACUGCUCAAAAAUAUAGGAUGGAAAUGUUAUAUGAGGGACCGCAUGAUGAUGAAGCCGCAAUAGCUAUAAAGAAUUGCGAUCCAAAUGGGCCAUUAAUGAUGUAUGUAUCAAAAAUGGUACCUACUUCAGAUAAGGGUCGAUUCUACGCUUUUGGUCGUGUUUUUUCGGGCAAGGUGGCAACUGGUAUGAAAGCUAGAAUUCAAGGGCCAAACUAUACGCCCGGUAAGAAGGAAGAUUUGUAUGAAAAAACCAUACAGAGAACCAUUCUUAUGAUGGGCCGUUACGUCGAGCCUAUAGAAGAUAUCCCAUCUGGUAAUAUUGCGGGCCUGGUUGGAGUGGACCAGUAUCUUGUAAAAGGUGGAACUAUUACGACGUUUAAAGAUGCGCAUAAUUUGCGUGUGAUGAAAUUCUCUGUCUCGCCAGUUGUACGCGUAGCUGUUGAACCAAAGAAUCCCGGAGACUUGCCGAAAUUGGUGGAAGGAUUAAAACGGUUGGCUAAAUCGGAUCCUAUGGUGCAGUGCAUUUUUGAAGAAUCUGGAGAACACAUCAUUGCUGGUGCCGGCGAAUUGCAUUUAGAGAUUUGCCUAAAAGAUUUAGAAGAAGAUCAUGCAUGCAUUCCGCUUAAGAAAUCCGAUCCAGUCGUUUCAUAUAGAGAGACUGUUUCGGAGGAAUCAGAUCAGAUGUGUUUGUCUAAAUCGCCGAAUAAGCAUAACAGACUGUUCGCUAAAGCUGUGCCUAUGCCAGAUGGUUUGGCGGACGAUAUUGACAAUGGGCAAAUCAACGCUCGCGAUGAAUUAAAGGCCCGUGCCAAAAUUCUCGCCGAGAAGUAUGAUUAUGAUGUGACUGAAGCCCGCAAAAUCUGGUGCUUUGGUCCGGAAGGUACAGGCGCCAAUAUCCUCGUGGAUGUCACUAAAGGAGUUCAAUACUUAAAUGAAAUUAAGGAUUCAGUUGUUGCUGGUUUCCAGUGGGCGACAAAGGAAGGUGUCUUAUGUGAGGAAAAUAUGCGAGCGGUUAGGUUUAAUAUUCAUGAUGUAACGCUUCACGCCGACGCAAUUCAUCGAGGUGGCGGUCAGAUAAUUCCUACUGCCCGUCGUGUUUUUUAUGCGUGUGUGUUAACGGCUUCCCCACGUAUUCUGGAACCUGUGUAUCUUGUCGAAAUACAAUGUCCAGAAAAUGCUGUUGGAGGUAUAUAUGGAGUAUUAAAUCGUCGAAGAGGGCACGUUUUCGAAGAAUCACAGAUAGCAGGAACACCGAUGUUUGUCGUUAAAGCAUAUUUGCCUGUCAACGAAUCCUUUGGUUUCACAGCUGACCUUCGUUCAAAUACAGGUGGUCAAGCUUUUCCUCAAUGUGUAUUUGAUCACUGGCAAGUUUUUCCUGGUGAUCCGCUUGAAGCAAAUAGCAAGCCUAACCAAAUAGUAUUAGAAACUCGCAAACGUAAAGGUCUUAAAGAUCAAAUACCUGGUCUUGAUAAUUUCUUGGAUAGAAUGUAA